Candoia aspera is the source of this 2133-nucleotide messenger RNA. Its product is annotated as vomeronasal type-2 receptor 26-like. The record is from RefSeq and is a predicted model, not a curated record. Gene Ontology annotation, molecular function: G protein-coupled receptor activity. The transcript is spliced from 5 exons. Lineage: Eukaryota; Metazoa; Chordata; Lepidosauria; Squamata; Candoiidae. Bases 1 to 1980 code for a protein of 659 amino acids. Gene Ontology annotation, cellular component: plasma membrane. Gene Ontology annotation, biological process: G protein-coupled receptor signaling pathway.
AUGGCUGAUCCUGUCAUUUCCUGGUGCUCAAACCCACAGAAAACUGCUAUCCUGUGGUCCCCUCACAAGGAGCAGCCAUAUGGAGCACUUAUUUGGAGAGAAAGAAUUGCCCAAUUACGUGUUGUUGACCCAGAAACAUUUCAAUAUGGGCUGAAUCUUUAUGACAAUAUCAUGAGUAGCAAAGCCAAUAUAAUGAUCGUGUAUGGAGAAUCUUAUACCAUUGUAUAUUUGAGAUGGUUGUCAGUUCUGUCAAAUCUAGAAGAUGUGACAAGGAUGCCAAAAGGUAAAGUUUGGAUAAUGACAUCCCAGAUGGAGUUCAUUGCAUUUGCCUAUCAAAGGAAUUGGGAUACAGAAAUGCUCCAUGGUGCUCUGUCCUUCUCAGUUCACUCUAGUGACUUACCAGGUUAUAAGUUAUUUGUUGAGAGCAGAAAUCCUUCUAGUGCAGCAGCAGAUGGGUUUAUCAAAGACUUUUGGCAAAAUGCCUUCAACUGUAUAUUUCCAAAUUCAACCACGGACAAAGUGGUUGAUAAUGUUUGCUCUGGAGAGGAGAAACUAGAAAGCCUUCCUGCUCCUUUUUUUGAAAUGAACAUGACCGGCCAUAGCUAUAGCAUCUACAAUGCUGUCUAUGCAGUGGCUCAUUCUUUACAUGCCAUGUUUGCAUCUAGAUUUAUUCACAGAGCAGUAGUAGAGAAGAUGGAUCUGAAACUUCACAACCAGCCAUUGUGGCAGUUUCAUCAUUUUUUGAGACGAGUCUCAUUUAAGAGUGCUGGAGAGAACAUUUCCUUUGAUGAGAAUGGGGAGUUAGUAGCUGGAUUGGAUGUGAUCAAUUGGAUUUUUUCCUCUAAUCAAACUUUUCAUAAAGUGAUAGUUGGGUGGAUGGAUCCUCAUGCUUCUCCAGAACAAGCCUUCACCAUCAGUGGAGAUGCCAUAACAUGGCAUAGCUGGUUUAAUCAGGUCCUGCCCCUUUCAGUAUGCAGUGAGAGUUGCUAUCCUGGUACCAGCAAGAAAGUAAAGGAGGGGAAACUGUUUUGUUGCUAUGAUUGCAUCCUGUGUCCUGAAGGGAAGAUUUCAGAGGAGCAGGAUAUGAAUGACUGCCAUAAAUGUACAGAAAGAACAUAUCCAAGCAAGAGCCAGGAUUUCUGUAUUCCCAAGAUUAUAAGCUACUUAUCUUAUGAAGAAUAUUUGGGGAUAAUUUUAGCUUUCCUUGCUCUUUUCUUUUCUUUGAUGACAUCUCUGGUGCUUGGAACAUUUAUGAAACAUCGCAACACUCCCGUUGUCAAGGCCAAUAAUAGGAAUCUCACCUACUGCCUCCUCUUCUCGCUCCUGCUAUGUUUUCUCAGUGCAUUGCUAUUCAUUGGUCAGCCACAGAAAGUGACAUGCUUUCUUCGACAAGCCACUUUUGGCAUCAUCUUCUCAGUGGCCAUUUCUUGUGUGUUGGCCAAGACUAUAACAGUGGUUUUAGCUUUCAUGGCUGCUCAGCCUGGAUCUAGGAUGAGAAAGUGGGUGGGGAAACGCCUGGCCAACUCCAUUGUUUUUUCUUGCUCCCUUAUUCAAGCAGGUAUCAGUAUGGUAUGGCUGGCAAUCUCUCCCCCUUUCCCAGAUGUUGACUUGCACUCCAUGCCUGAAGUAAUUGUACUGGAAUGUAAUGAAGGCUCUGUGACUAUGUUUUAUUGUAUCCUGGGCUACCUUGGAUUCCUGGCCACCAUUAGCUUUGCUGUGGCCUUUUCUGCCAGGAAGUUACCAGGCAGUUUCAAUGAAGCUAAGUUCAUCACUUUCAGCAUGUUAGUUUUUUGCAGUGUCUGGUUGUCUUUUGUUCCAACUUAUCUGAGUUCCAAAGGAAAAUAUAUGGUAGCUGUGGAGAUCUUUUCCAUUUUAGCCUCCAGCAUUGGACUGCUAGGUUGUAUCUUUUUACCCAAAUGUUUCAUUUUAAUAUUGAGGCCUGAACAGAAUACUAGGAAAUAUGUAAUUAGAAAGAAGUGACAAUGAGAAGAAAAAUCACAUUUUAAAGUAUUUCUUGUAUAUUCACUUGCUGUAACAAUAUUGUCUCAUCUUCCUUUUAACCACAUUCCUCAAAGCACACUAUUAAAUUUUAUUUUGCCCCAUCAAUCCAGAAUGAGCAUUUGAAAAACAACA